This is a messenger RNA of Populus euphratica (Euphrates poplar), 823 nucleotides long. Its product is annotated as protein YLS9-like. Gene Ontology annotation, biological process: defense response to other organism. NCBI's taxonomy places the organism in Eukaryota, Viridiplantae, Streptophyta, Magnoliopsida, Malpighiales, Salicaceae. The transcript has a single exon. Gene Ontology annotation, cellular component: plasma membrane. The record is from RefSeq and is a predicted model, not a curated record. The annotation marks the transcript as partial.
CCGCCACCAGGAACUUACGUCAUCCAAAUCCCGAAAGAUCAAGUCUACCGAGUCCCACCACCGGAAAACGCUAAACGCCACGAACGUCUCUCCCGCCGCAAGCCUAGCCGUAGCCCCUGCUGCUGCUGCCUCUGCUGGCUUCUCGCACUCCUCACCGCCUUAAUCUUCCUCGUUGGCGUCGCUGCCGCUGUGUUCUAUUUUGUGUUCCGCCCGGAGUCACCGGAUUAUUCAGUCGAGCGUUUGUCGAUUUCGGGGUUUAAUCUGACGUCAUCAAAAUGGGUCGCUCCGGAAUUUGACGUCACUGUGAGAGCGAAUAAUCCUAACGAUAAAAUUGGGAUUUAUUAUAGAAGAGGAAGUUCCGUUGAUGUUUACUAUGACAACGUUAAAUUGGCAACCGGAUCGUUGCCGAUUUUCUACCAAGGGACAAACAAUGUGACUCUGUUUGUGAUACCGUUAAAGGGGUCUGCCGUUGAGUUAACGAGCGGGGAUCGUACGGCGAUGAUUGAUGAGGUUGGCAAGGGACAGGUGCCGUUUAAGCUGGCUUUGAGGGCUCCGGUUAAGAUUAAGGUGGGCUCUGUUGAGACAUGGGAGAUUACUGUUAAAGUUGACUGUGAUUUAACGGUGGAUAAGCUAACGGCGAAUGCAGAGAUUGCAUCUAAAAAAUGUGCUUAUGGUGUGGAUUUGUGGUAGGGUAGAGUUAGUGAAAUUUGGGGGUUAUUUUUUUAAUUUUGGUUAAUUAAUUAUUUUUCGAGGAGUUUGUGAUUUUAUUAGUGGCAAACAUGUUAAAGAAAUGGAACCGCGAUUGCAGAAUUUAAAAUAUUUA